CCAUGGAAAAUAUGAAUAUUGAAGAUUUAAAGGAAGAAAUCUAUGAUGUGAUCAAGACUAUCAAAGAUCCUGAGAAACCACAAACUUUAGAAGAAUUGGGGGUGAUAAAUGAAAAGGAUAUUUCUGUAAAAUUAUCUCCUAACUGCCCUGUCAUCCAAAUUGAACUUACACCUACAGUGCCUCAUUGUUCUUUGGCUACAAUCAUAGGUUUAUGUGUUAGAAUGAAACUAGAGAGACAUUGGUCCAGAAGAUAUAAGUUAGAUGUGUACUUGAAAGAAGGCACUCAUACUUCUGCUCAUGCUGUGAGCAAACAGUUGAAUGACAAAGAAAGAAUUGCAGCUGCCAUGGAAAAUCAAGAGCUGAGACGAAUAGUGGGAGAGUGCAUAGAGGAUGAAUGAGAGAAUACUAUGUCUCAGAAAUACUUUAUUAUUUUUAAGUGUGACAUGUUAAUGAUAUUCUAUUAUUUUGUUAAGGAAAUUGUUAUUUAAAACUUUUAGGUUAUUAAAAGUGAUUAUAUAUUUUUUCUA
Parasteatoda tepidariorum (common house spider) is the source of this 527-nucleotide messenger RNA. RefSeq names its product MIP18 family protein galla-1. NCBI's taxonomy places the organism in Eukaryota, Metazoa, Arthropoda, Arachnida, Araneae, Theridiidae. The record is from RefSeq and is a predicted model, not a curated record.